CUCUGCAUGAUACAUUACUACCCGCUUUUGAGUACGAACGCACCGGUACAUACCACUCGUGAGGUCGAAGUUAUUUCUCUAUCGAAAGUUUGUCCCUUUCAUGAUUGUAGUACGCGACCACUCUCUAGCAACUCAAUGACACCCUGAAUCCGAGGAUUCAAAGCAUAUCACGAGACCUGGAGCUAUGACAAAGGCUCCAGCGGCACUGGGCGCGAUUCUGUGUGUGGCGCUGAGACUCGGAAUACUGGCAACACUCGGGGAGAGGGCAGUCGGAUUCCCGAUGGCGGCGUUUCUGCCGCGGGCUUGCAGGCAUGGCUUCGGUGGGAGACAAGCAUCGUUUUACCGGGCCGGCACCGUUGCCGCAAGGAUGGCCUCCAACACAACGGACGUCGGGGCCGGGGUGGUCGGGGGUGGCGAGAUUCUCGCUUCCAAAAGGCCCGGCUCUCUGCCCGCCGAUCUGGCGACGUGGUUCGACGUCUCGCUCCCGGAGGGACGGUGCAUCGGGGUGAAAACAGCGAACGAGACGGCGUGCUUUCCCCAGAGCCCCCCCGGCACGGAGCUCGAACCCGAUCACUGGAUUCGUUCGUUCUUUCACAGCGACGAGAUCGAGUUUGGCAUGACGCUGAAACAGACCCGAAAUUCGUUCUGGCUGGGCCGACUGGCCAUGCGCAUGGCGCUCGGCUACCCCGGCUAUCCGAUCGUGAGGGACUACUACGGGCGUCCCCGGCUGCGGGAGGGCGCCUUUGGGUCGAUCAGCCACAAAAAGGGCAGGGGGGUGGCCCUCGCAUCGCAUUCGGUGGCAGACCCGGGCCUUCCCGGAGCGAUCUUUUCGGGGGUCGGCGUCGACCUGGAGAUGACCUCCCGGCCGGGGAGGCCGAGCCUCGCCAAGCGCGUCCUGACGGCGAGCGAGCGAGAGUCGCUGGGGGGCAUCCCCGGCAUUGCGGCCGACGAAGAGGUCCUGCUGCGCUUCAGCCUGAAGGAGGCCAUCUACAAGGCCGCCCAUCCCCUGCUCUGCCAGUACGUGGGCUUCCAGGAGGCCGAGGUGACGCCCCUUCCGGACGGAACCGCCUCGUGCUCGUGGCUGCUGGAGAGCGGGGCGGACGAUCGGAUCGCGGGGCUGACCGCGCACUGGAGAACCAUCGACGACGGAGCCUAUUUCCUGACGAGCGCGAGCGUCUUUGCGAGGCCCGAUUUCGAGGGCUGCCCGCUGGCGGACGAGUGAUCGAAUCGAAUCGGAUUGCAUCGUACCGAAUCGGUCGGAAAAUCCGCACGGGCCGAAACCGCCCCGCUGCAUGGAGUUUCGAUCGGGGCUCGUUGCCUGGGGCUAGCUGGUGCAGCUGCAUUUCAAACACAGGAUUCGAAAACUUUUCCGUCUUGGAUGGAUGGUCUUCUUCUGAGACUUCAACUUGCCAAGAAACAAUAUAACAAACGCUACGGCCUGCGUCCGCAAGCGCAAAUCCCUACUGAAUAAGAUCUAGGACUUUUU
This is a messenger RNA of Pseudo-nitzschia multistriata, 1486 nucleotides long. NCBI's taxonomy places the organism in Eukaryota, Bacillariophyta, Bacillariophyceae, Bacillariales, Bacillariaceae. The record is from the annotation of a GenBank genome assembly.